AUGGAUUGGCGUUGGGUUCUCGACGGGAAGAAUUUUUCAAUCAAGGCCCUCCGAUCCGCAAUCAACACAAACCUCUGGAACCCGGACCUAAACGCCUACAUCCUCUCCGAGACCAUACAAACAGGCUUCGCACAAGACGCAAACGCCCUCGCCAUCCUUGCCGGCGUCCCCGCCUCACCCAACACCACAUCCUCGAUCCUCUCAACCCUCUCAAGAGACCUCCUCCUCCCCUCCGGCCCUCUAGCCUUCUCAAAAUCCACAGUUCUCGCGGGCUUCGCGCAGAAAAUCAGUCCCUACGCAUCAUCAUACCACCUCCGCGCAGCACUCUCCGCCGGUGACGCAUCCACAGCACUAAGCCUCCUCAAACCCCUCUGGGCGCCCAUGGCCAACCCAACCCACGAGAAUUACACAGACUGCUUCUGGGAAGCACUAAACCCAGACGGAACCCCCUGUCUAGGCAUAGUGACGUCCCUCUGUCACGGGUGGGCCGCAGGCCCGACGGCGGAGUUGAGUCGUUACGUCCUGGGCAUCCAGCCUGUUGCGCCCGGAUUCGCGGAGUGGAAGGUUGAGCCGCUGACGUUGGGGUUGGAGUGGGCUAAGGGACGGUAUCCGACUGUGCUUGGGGAUGUUGCUGUGGAUUGGCGGUUUGAAGGUGGGAUGUUGAGGAUGGAGACUGAGAGUCCUGCUGGGAGUAAGGGGAAGGUUUACUUGCCGGAACCGAUGGUGACGAGUCUUGAGAAGUCUGUUAUUCGGGUGAAUGGAGUUGUGAAGAAUGGAACUCAGUUUGAGGUUGAUGGAGGGGAAGCGUUUGUACUAACGCAGGAACCUCUUGGCGCAGGAUUAUUGGCUUGA
This is a messenger RNA of Colletotrichum phormii, 852 nucleotides long. Its product is annotated as Six-hairpin glycosidase-like protein. Gene Ontology annotation, biological process: carbohydrate metabolic process. The transcript has 2 exons. The coding region runs from base 1 to 852 and encodes 283 amino acids. The record is from RefSeq and is a predicted model, not a curated record. NCBI's taxonomy places the organism in Eukaryota, Fungi, Ascomycota, Sordariomycetes, Glomerellales, Glomerellaceae.